Molecule: messenger RNA, 1383 nt
Organism: Kuraishia capsulata CBS 1993
Lineage: Eukaryota; Fungi; Ascomycota; Pichiomycetes; Pichiales; Pichiaceae
Exons: 1
Coding region: 1-1383 (460 amino acids)
Biological process (GO): regulation of transcription by RNA polymerase II
Molecular function (GO): zinc ion binding; DNA-binding transcription activator activity, RNA polymerase II-specific
Source: RefSeq, a predicted model, not a curated record
AUGGAUUUCAGUGAUGAACGAAAACCACAUUGUGCCAAAUGCGAGCACAUGGGUCUGGAAUGCGUGUACAUUUCGCCAAUUAUGAAAGAUAAGAAGGAUGAGGCCGGUUCCGUUCCAUUGGUUAAGGUGGAGGAUGUGUCAAUACCUUCUCUGGUUCCCACGCCGAAUACUGGAUUUGGUGUAGACGCAAAACUCGGCUCGUUUCCAGGCGAUUUGGGCUCGAAUUCGGGUUCUUUGACUGAACCUUCGCUGCAGCCAAGUCUUUCUCCUACGAUCACCAACUCACCACCUUUGACUGCUGGUUCUCCGCUCGCUUCACCACUAACAACCCUCCAGUUUGGUUACACUGGAGCUCUCAACAUGCUCGAUCUGAGACUCAUGCAUCAUUACACCACCAAGGUCUGGCCCACGGUGACAGCAGCUGGCAUUUCAGAAGAGAAAAUUUGGAGUGACGACAUCCCAAUGCUUGCCUUCAAAUAUCCCUUUCUGAUGCACUCGGUGUUGGCAUUCAGUGCUACCCACCUCUCGAGAACCGAAAGAGGCCUGGACCAGUGCGUAACGUGUCACAGGGGUGAUGCGUUGCGGUUAUUGAGAGAAGCUGUUUUAGAGAUGUCUGAUGAGAAUACCGAUGCACUGGUUGCUGCGGCUUUGAUUUUGAUCAUGGAUUCGUUGGCGAAUGCCUCGUUACCUUCAUCUUCAUCACCUCAGGCACUCCCACCAUCUGCUUGGAUUUUCCAUGUCAGAGGUGCUGCUACUAUUCUAACUGCAGUUUGGCCUUUGACGGAAAGAUCGCGUUUCUACAAGUUCAUCUCCAUUGAUUUGGGUGAUUUGGGCGAUAUUGGAUUUGGAAUGAACGAGGAAGGUGAAAUUCCUGCUCGCUUCUCCAAUCUAGAAUGUUUCGAUGAUGAAAUCAGCGAUCUGUAUCCUGUUGCUUUUGACUCGCCAUAUCUGCGAACUCUUGCGUAUCUCAACAGACUCCAAAAAGAAAGAAAGAAGUCCGACUUCAUUUUAAGGGUUUUUGCAUUCCCUGCGCUUCUGGACAGGUCGUUCUUGGGUCUGUUGAUCGGAUGUGAUAUCUCUGCAAUGAGAAUCAUGAGAUGCUACUACAAGUUACUAAGAAACUUUACUGCAGAAAUGAAGGACAGAGUUUGGUUCCUUGAGGGAGUUUCUUCCGUUCUUCCAGUUGAUGUGGAACAGUACACUGGAGGCGGAGGAAUGAACAUGAUGCUGGACUUCCUAGGAGGUCCUGCUACUUUUGACGACAGUUUCACCAACGAUAUCGAUGAAAACGCUGCCAAGUCGGGCUUGUUGGAUACAGAUAAUCUGCCCAGUUCCAUAACGGAUGUUCUGGAUGGUGAUAACGGUUUCCUAGGGCUGAAAUAG